AAAGCCCUUAGGAUCUUUUCCAGAGACUAAGUCCCAGCUGUAAAGACUUGAGACUUUGAGUAGUGCAGCGGAAGUUUGAGACAGUUGAACCCUUGUACUAGUAUGUGAGAACAAGAUCUUUUCCAGAGACUAAGUCCCAGCUGUAAAGACUUGAGACUUUGAGUAGUGCAGCGGAAGUUUGAGACAGUUGAACCCUUGUACUAGUAUGUGAGAACAAUUUGUUCCCACUCGCCGUUUGAUGUCAUGUCCCUCACUUAGCUAGGAGUCGGCAUUUCCUGGCUCGUUUCUCCAAAUCAGCACAGCGCGCCCAUUCGCUGCACUCACUCACCUAAUUCGCGCAUUCCCCCCGGGUCGCGCGCCGUCUAAGCUCAGGCAUUGGUCCGCUUCUCAGCUGUUGUCUCUUUCGUAUCAUCGUUUGGCGCGUUAGAUCGACGCACUAUUCCGCCCUCGCAUUCGUCCGCGCGUCGCCGCUGUCGCCAUAGCCUUCCACCGGCCUGACUAACUUAUUCGCGUUUCGCUACUUCGCGUGGCCUAGGGUGCGCCUGUCGCCGCCCGCCGACCACCCCGGUGCCUGCGCUCAGCCCGCCAUGGCCCCGCGGCCGAAGAAGAAGGCCAUCGUGCGCGCAUCCGAUCGCGCCAGCAGCGCUUCCGCGGACUCGCACUCCGCGCACUACCACAGCGAGCGCGCGCGCUGGAUGCGCGCGCUGCUGCUGAUCGGCGGGGCGGGGCUUCUCGGUUACUUCCUCGUCGCGCGCUCCGACUACUCCGCGCAAUACCACCGCGGGGGACCCAUGGGCUCAUGGCGCGGGGGCGGCGCAGGCGGAAUGGACGAGCGCUGGAUGGUCGGAGAGGACCAGUGGAGCGCGCGCGGGGGCGGAAUGGGGCGAGGGGAGGGGGGAGCAGCGGGGGGGAUGGCGCAACAGCAGCAGGUAAUACAGCAGGCACAGCAGAUGCCUCUCCCCGUGCAGCAGGGUGUGGCAGCAGGGGGCGGGGGAGGCAACAGUUGGAGCAGCGGUGCUGACAGCAGGGCCACCCCCCUCAGCCAGUCGCAGUGGGGCGCGGACCCCACCACGGCGGGAGCAGGCGCAGCAGCAGGCACAGGAGCAGGCUCAGCGGUAACCACCGCCUUUCCCGGGCCGCACCCCCACUGGGCGCCAGUAAACGGUCAAUUCCCCCUGGAGGGCGGCACGCCCCAGCGGUCGUACCUGACAGUGGACAUCUCGCGCGCGCUGCUGGCGCACGUGCACCUCGACGCCGUGCGCUUCUCCGAGGAGGCCAAGCCCAAGCCCAAGGGCGCGCCGCCCCCCCGCGCCUCCCGUGGGCCCGCGUGCCCGGACUUUGAGUUUGCGUACGAGCGGUUCCCGGGGGUGGGGUCGUGCUGGGAGGAGCCCCUGGCGGACACCAGCCGCGUGCCCACGCGCUACCCCGUCAACUGCCCCAGCCUGGACGAGAGCUGCAUCCAGGAGACGGACUUCCAGCCGCACAGCAAGUGGGCCGCGCAGGUGCUGGUGCUGCACAACGUGUACGUGAACCUGGCGGGGCAGGUGUUCAACGAGACGCACCUCUUCGACCACAACGCCUGCUCCGUCACCCUCGCCACCGCCAACUUCCGCUACGCCUCUGGCCGCACGCGCGUGCGGCGGUUCAAAGAACUCGUGUCAAUAGUUGACUGGUUCGCGUGGUCCGCCCGCGCCUACCUGCUGGAGCUCAUCCCGCUCUUCGUGUCGCUCCGAAAGGUGCUGCCAGCCAUGCGCGGCGUGCCCAUAGCGGUGGGGCACCGCCUGACGCACCGGCGGCACCAGAUGCAGCAGAUGGUGGCGCUGGGCGCGGAGGACAUCCUGGGCGUGCAGCUGGGGCGCAUGAACGUGCACGUGCUGCAGGGCUCCGACCUCUUCUUUGCUGAGAAGCUCAUCGUGCCCCUGCAUCAGCGCUGCGGCCAACCGUCUCGCGCCAUGUGGCAGUACAUCCGCAGCCGCCACUUCCUCCCCAAGAACGGCCUCCCCAUGUUCUACUCCGACUACCGCCCCACAGCAGUAGCCGACAACCCGCCCGUGAAGGACUCGUUCACUCCUCGCAACGACUGGGUGGUGCUGCUGGGGUGGAAGAACUCCCGCCUCGAGCUGCUCCAGUCGCUACGCCUCAAGGAGCAGCUCGAGGAGCUCUUCCCCGCGGAGCGCGUGAUAGUCUACCGCGAGGGCUCGCACACCAUCCCGCGCCGCAAGGACCUGCUCAACCGCGCGCACCUCCUCGUGUCCCCGCACGACAACCUCCUGGCCGACAUGGUCUUCAUGCCGCCCGGCUCCUCCGUGCUGGAGAUCCGCCCCGUGGACGACCCCGACCCCGUGUUCCACCUGCUGGCGGACGUGUGCGACAUCGAGUACUAUCUGACGUUCAGCGAGCCGGUGGGCAAGGAAAAGGGCAAGGGGAAGGCCGGGGAGGCAGUGCUAAGGGCCAGGGACCCCAAGCAGGUGGAGCGCCUGCUCAAGGAGAUUUCCAAGAAGGUUCUGGCGAAGGUGGAGCAGCUAAAGCACGUGUGAGGGAGGGGAUGGUGGCGGUGGAGGGGGGCGUGCUGCGAGACGUGGUGCCAGCAGGUGGCGCGAGCCUUGCAGGGUGGCAUGGCAUCUGCCAAGCUUGCCUGCCAGCUUGCUUUAGGCUUGCUUAUGUGUGCUUGUCACCAACAGCUUCAGGAGUCAAAACUAGUGCCAUGUGUUUAGUGCAAUAAUUCGAGGAUAGAAGACGCUGGGCCUCGGAGUGUCCAAAGUUCGUGUAAAGUGUAAAAUUAUCAUGGCUAUAGCGGUAAUGCCUGUGAAGUAAGCAAGUGAGUU
This is a messenger RNA of Closterium sp. NIES-67, 2825 nucleotides long. NCBI's taxonomy places the organism in Eukaryota, Viridiplantae, Streptophyta, Zygnematophyceae, Desmidiales, Closteriaceae. The record is from the annotation of a GenBank genome assembly.